Molecule: messenger RNA, 2743 nt
Organism: Syzygium oleosum
Lineage: Eukaryota; Viridiplantae; Streptophyta; Magnoliopsida; Myrtales; Myrtaceae
Exons: 3
Coding region: 90-2591 (833 amino acids)
Biological process (GO): transmembrane transport
Cellular component (GO): plasma membrane
Molecular function (GO): transmembrane transporter activity
Source: RefSeq, a predicted model, not a curated record
UCGUCUACGCUCUCGAGCCAACCUCGUCGUCCUCCAUCGCUCCCUCGAACGCGCACGAGAACCGCAGCACAGACAGCUCCUCUUUCACCAUGAUGCGCGGGAUUUCUUCGGGUGUAUCGGAGCAAGCGCGAGCCCUGUGGCGCGCGUGCCUAGCGUCCGCGCUCCGGACCGCGCUCGCCUGCGCCGUCGUGGCGUGCGCCACCCUGUACGGGCCGCCCCCGCUGCGGCGCGCCGCAUCACUCCCCGCCUUCUCCUACGUGACUGUCAUCCUGGUGGUGACCGACGCCUCCCUGGGGGACGCGCUGCGCGGGUGCUGGCUGGCGCUGUGCGCGACCGCCCAGAGCGUCGGGCCCGCGAUACUGAGCCUGCGGCUGAUAGGCCCCGCGAGGCUGUCGGGCGGGACGGCCGCGCUCGCGGUGGCCCUGGCGUCGUUCGUGGUGGCGCUGCCGGGGGCGGCCACGCACGGGACGGCGAAGCGGAUAGCGCUGGGGCAGAUAGUGCUGCUGUACGUGAUCGGGUACAUCGAGAAGGAGCGGAUCGAGGCGGUCACGCACCCCCUCCACGUGGCCGCUAGCACGGCGGUCGGGGCCCUCGCUUGCCCACUGGCCCUGUCGCUCCCCUUCCCUAGGACGGCCGGUCAUGAGAUAAAAGAGAACUGCCGGGCCUAUGUGGAGAAUGCCUCGAAGAGGUUGAAGCUCUUUGCCAGGGCGUUCCUCGCCGAGGACGACGCGUCCGCCCUCGCCUUCAUCUCUCGAGCCAAAUGCUUGUCUCAUGCUGGAAACAAACUUCUGCAGAAUAUCAAACGCUAUCAGGAAGGUGCGCUCUGGGAGAGAGUUCCGUUCACGUCCUUGAGAUCAUACCACACGAGUCCAGGAGAAAGGUUACAGGAGAGUUUAGAGACGCAAUUGCGUGGGAUGGAGACGGCAUUAACAAGCAUUACUUCGUUCCCAGUUACAUUGCCUGACGAUGACGGACCGCUCAAAAACUGCAAACUCGCUCUAGACGAACACAUUACUCUGAUUAUGAGGCAAUCUAAGGGCUGGCUUUUCCCUGGCGAUUCUACUUCAACCGUCCCCGAAUCCAUUUCCGAAAACAUAACCGGCUUCUUCGAGUCUCUUCACAGAGUACCGACCUUGCCCGAUCACUUGCCCUCCAUCUUCUUCCUCUUCUGCAUGCAACUCCUCCGCAGCAAGACCACACCAUCGACAUCACCACAAGACAAUCCUCUUAAAAAAGACGAACAGUCAACAACAGGUGAAGAAAGUGGGCUUCCUUUCUGUUUCAGAAGAGUCUGGAACGAAUGGGGCUUCAAAAUGAGCCCCAAAAGGCUCGUCCCUGCGUUCAAGUGCUCUCUCUCGCUGGGCCUCGCGGUGCUAUUCGGACUUAUAUACAGCAAGGAGGACGGGUAUUGGGCCGGGCUUCCGAUAGCCGUGAGCUAUUCCUCAGCCAGAGAGGCUACUUUCAAGCUGGCCAACGUCAAGGCACAGGGCACGGUACUAGGAACCGUUUAUGGAGUCUUGGGUUGCUUUCUUUUUCAGAGGUUUUUGCCCGUAAGACUUCUUUCUCUCGUCCCUUGGCUCGUCUUCUGUAGCUUUCUUAGGAAGAGCAAAAUGUACGGCCCAGCAGGCGGCGUCUCGGCUGUGAUCGGAGCCGUCUUGAUACUGGGUAGGAGAAACUUCGGCCCGCCGAGCGAAUUCGCUAUCGCAAGAAUCGUCGAGACCUUCAUUGGGUUAUCUUGUUUGAUAGCGGUGGAACUUCUGAUGCAGCCCACGAGAGCUGCUUCUCUGGCUAAGCGUCAGCUCACUGAUUGUUUCGGGGCAUUACGUGAGUGCAUUGUCGCGGUCACAACAUUGGGUGUACUCGACAACGCCAAGAUGUCCAGGCUUGAAGAGACCCAAAAGAGGGUCAAGAUGAGAGUGCUUGAGCUGGGUAAGUGCAUCGAAGAAGCCGAGGUAGAGCCAAACUUCUGGUUCCUGCCCUUUCACAGUGCUUGCUAUGGUAGGCUUUUGGGGUCUUUGUUUAAGAUGGUGGACCUCUUGCAUUUCUGUGGCCAUGCACGGAAGUUCCUCGAACAAGAAUCGUCAGCACUCGAGGCUGCGGCCGCUGCUUCAAAAGAGGCCCUGGACAAGCUUCGCAGCGACCUCGCACUGUUCAGAGAUCUCGCGACCUCUUCGCUGAAAUGCUUCGAGGAGAUCAACUCAAUCAAGUCACUCUCGCUUCUCGAGAAGCAGCUUCAAGAGGCCAGUGGUUCUUGUGAUCUCGAGUCGGGGAAAGCAACGAAACCUAACCGACCGAUGCCUUGUCUUGAUGAAGGCGACGUUGAGAAGAUGGUGGGCUCUUAUCUUCAGCAUUCCCGAGAGGUGCUCCAUGGAAUCAGCAGCGAUGGCGGCGAUGGCGUCGGAGCCGAGAACGCUAUCAAAAGCGAAAUGGUUCUCAGCUUGGGCGCUCUGAUACACUGCAUGAGUAGCUUGCUAAGAGAAGUGAGAGAAAUCGAGAAGGCCAUGAAAGAACUGGUGCAGUGGGAAAACCCGACCAGCCAAAUUGCGAACUCGCGCGACUUGUUGCGUGAGAUUCAGGCCUUGCGCAGCUGAGACACGAGAAGAAGAGAAACAUCAUCUCUUUCUGUGUAAAUGUUUGUUUUUGAAAAAUUAAAAAGAAAAGAAAACAAUUGUGGCUGCUGGGAUUCGAGCCCAGGUCUCCACGGCCACAACGUGGAAUUCUUACCACUAAACUACAGCCACAG